UAUGACUGACGGUUGGAUAUUUUGCAGGAUGAUUGUGAAAUGCAUUUAUACUAUUUUUAGCACAAUUCAACUCCCAAUUCCUAUAAUUUUCAGACGACACUACCAGGAAUUCAAUCCUAACACACCCACUCAAUCCAUGCAUCGAAGAACAGCUCAAAACAAUUCAACUAAUAUAGGAAUGAGGAUACCCAAUAUCCCAUUUGAAGGAGACAACUACUAUUCUACAUUUCACAAAACACCUGAAAGGAAGAUAUUCAGAAAGGAAGAGUGGGAAGCAUUCACUAAAGAAGAAACGACAAAAGCUCUGAGGGAAUUAGUCUCAUCCCCUGAUUUCGGUACCUGGGCUGCAGAAAAUGCUGAAAGAAUCACUCUCACUCCUCCAGCUGAGGCCAGAAGCAUAAAAAGGCGACGCCUUUUUGGAUGGUGGUCGUAAUAAUUCUUUCUGAAUAAUCAGGUAAUCAUUUUGUAUAGUAUUAACUAGAUAAAUUUGUUAUGAAUGUUUUAAUGUAGGUUUUCUUCAUGUGUAGUGUAUGUUUGUAAUCCAUUUUUUUUACAUUGAAAAGCCUGUUAUUGGUUCA
Phalaenopsis equestris is the source of this 578-nucleotide messenger RNA. RefSeq lists its product as uncharacterized. The transcript has 2 exons. Bases 2 to 433 code for a protein of 143 amino acids. The record is from RefSeq and is a predicted model, not a curated record. Lineage: Eukaryota; Viridiplantae; Streptophyta; Magnoliopsida; Asparagales; Orchidaceae.